UUGCUUCAUGCGAACCAACUGAACCUUUGAUUCACAACACUGUUUGCUUCGAGUGGUUUGAUACGUCGAAGCGGGUGAGGCUUUGUACCCAUCAUUAUUUCAGACUCGUAUUGGUUGACCAGCGGCAUAAUCCAAACGUCCUCUCUGCUUUUGAGUUCGCUGCCCUGAGGCACUGCGCUAACCUCUGACCUGGGAGACGUCUGUGUUUGUGCAAGCUGCCUUCGUGUCGCUUUGGUGCUUUGAUGUCGGGGGCCGGUUCGGUUCGGGUUCUGGUCGAUAUGGAUGGGGUCCUGGCAGAUUUCGAGGGCGCACUGUUGCGAAAAUACCGUGAACGCUACCCAGGAGAACCUUUCAUUGAGCUGAGCGAAAGAAGAGGCUUCCUGGCCCGGGAUCAAUACAGACAGAUCAGUCCGGAGCUGGAGCCCAAGCUGUUGAGUGUCUAUGAGUCUCCGGGCUUCUUCCUGGAGCUUAAGCCAAUCCCAGGAGCCAUUGAAGCCAUGAAGGAGAUGAGCAACUUGAGAAACACAGAGGUGUUUCUCUGCACCAGCCCGAUCCAGCAAUAUGAACACUGUGUCCGGGAGAAGUUUUUGUGGGUGGAAAAGCACCUUGGUGCAAAGUUUGUGCAGCAGCUGAUUUUAACGCGGGACAAGACCAUCGUGUGCGCUGAUCUGCUGAUUGACGACAAGGAUAGUAUCAAGGGGGUGCAGGCCUCACCCAGUUGGGAGCACAUCCUGUUCACCUGCUGUCACAACCAGCACCUGCAUCUCCAGCCCCCCCAGCGCAGACUGCAGUCCUGGGCCGAUGACUGGAGAGCCAUCCUAGACAGCAAGAGGAGGCCAAAUUAAGAGUAAAGCCACUGAGAGGAGCCACUGGAAACAUCAGCACCCAGCACUGAGGAGAGAGACAGAGAGGAGCCACUGGAAACAUCAGCACCCAGCACUGAGGAGAGAGACAGAGAGGAGCCACUGGAAACAUCAGCACCCAGCACUCAGGAGAGAGACAGAGAGGAGCCACUGGUUAGGUAUAUGCUACAGGCAGGACAGAGAGGGGUCUCACAAAAGGAAAUAACUUUACACUCAGGGAAAAGGGGGGGUGGGACUUGUAUUUAUCACAUCUUUCCUCCACACAGAGCUGAAGCAUAGAGUAAAAGACAGGUACAGCAAAUUGUCACUUUGGAAAUAAGAUGCGAUUACGUCCUCAAGAAACUAGAGAUUCUCAGAGUAACCAUCUCAGUGUCAUUGGCAUACUGGUUUUCUUACUAUUUUUUUGUGUUUGCAAUCAUGGGUUCUGUUGCUGCAAUAUUGCAUUUGAAUAUUUUUCUUUAAAAGCAGACUUUGAGCUUCCAGCUAAGAGUGAACGCAAGCUAUGGAUCCCAUAAGCACUCAGUGAUUGCAAGCACCAUACACUAGUAAAGGAGAUGUGACACUGACACUAACUAAAACACUAACUGAAACACACACAGACACUGGAACACAUACAGCGAAAUGCAGACACACACACACACUGAAACUCUGACAAAAACACAGACAGUGACACUUAUUCUUUGAUUCUUUUUUUAGAUUAGCGCUCCAGGGUCCUCUCUUAAUUGUGCGACAUGUUUGCAUAAAACUGUGUAACACAAAAUGAAAUGGUCUCUAUUGACACUUGAGUGGAGUAUAUUUAAACAACACAGCAAAUGUCUUUUUUUCAUGUGAAGUCACUCACUGUUUGUUUUAAAAUGCAUUCAGAUUGGUUGAUCCAGGAUUUAUUAAUGCACUAUUUAAGCUUCUUCAUCAAUACAGAUAGAGGUACAGCGCUGUUAAAUGGCCAUUAUACAUUAUUCAUAUUUAAUGUUUAUUAAUGCAUGGGUUUUUAUGUUCAAAUGCUCUGUAAAAAUGUAACCAAUACAUUGAAUAUUCUUUCAUUUUGAAUUUGCUGGAAAACGAGAGUUUAAUUUGUACC
Messenger RNA from Polyodon spathula (Mississippi paddlefish), 1941 nucleotides. RefSeq names its product 5'(3')-deoxyribonucleotidase, cytosolic type-like. Gene Ontology annotation, biological process: pyrimidine deoxyribonucleotide catabolic process. Gene Ontology annotation, molecular function: 5'-nucleotidase activity. Bases 243 to 845 code for a protein of 200 amino acids. NCBI's taxonomy places the organism in Eukaryota, Metazoa, Chordata, Actinopteri, Acipenseriformes, Polyodontidae. The transcript has 5 exons. The record is from RefSeq and is a predicted model, not a curated record.